Messenger RNA from Lynx canadensis (Canada lynx), 1608 nucleotides. It is a transcript of the gene TBX10, whose product is annotated as T-box transcription factor 10. Gene Ontology annotation, biological process: positive regulation of DNA-templated transcription; cell fate specification; regulation of transcription by RNA polymerase II. Gene Ontology annotation, cellular component: nucleus. The coding region runs from base 1 to 1608 and encodes 535 amino acids. Gene Ontology annotation, molecular function: DNA-binding transcription factor activity, RNA polymerase II-specific; RNA polymerase II cis-regulatory region sequence-specific DNA binding. The transcript has 11 exons. The record is from RefSeq and is a predicted model, not a curated record. Lineage: Eukaryota; Metazoa; Chordata; Mammalia; Carnivora; Felidae.
AUGACCCUCCCUGGGCAAUCGGGUGGCAACGAGAUGGCCAAGCAGCACUCUCAUCUGACAGCAACCAGCUUUGUGCCUUCCUGUGCCUUCCUGACCGGUGACCCAGGUGUCCCUGAAUGCCGGGCCUGGAUGGGCGUGGGCAGCCUGGAGAAGGCGCCUGUUUCCCAGGCGAUGCCACACCAGCAGCAGCCCCAGGUCAGGGGUCGAGGUCCUGCACCACUCCUGGAGCUGGACAAGCCCGGCCAGCAGCCUGGUGCAGCCCAGUCUGAGGGUGGUUUGGAGACGGGGCCCUGCAUACCGCAGGGCCAGAGUAGCCUGCCUGCGGAGACCAGGCGCCUGACUCCGGUGGAGAACCAAGACGAGCGUCUGACCACCAACCCAGCAGGCAGGGACUCCUCAGGUGACAGCUGCAGCUGGCCCGCACUGAGCAGGACUUCUCCAGGAGCCAACGUCCAGGCCGUCCCCAUGGCAGCCUUCCUCUCUGCCGGCCUCGGGGUACUCGCGACCUCGGAGCCCUACACCCUGACCAGCUCCAGCUGGGAGCCCCGGCUGGACUCCCCAUUCCCGUCAGACCCUCCCACCGGGGCCCAAGUCGUGGCCGAGCCCGGCAAGCAGGGCCCCAAGAACCCGCGUGUGUCCAGCGUGACGGUCCAGCUGGAGAUGAAGGCUCUGUGGGAGGAAUUCAACCAGCUGGGCACGGAGAUGAUUGUCACCAAGGCCGGCCGGAGGAUGUUUCCCACCUUCCAGGUGAAGGUUCUGGGCAUGGACACGCUGGCUGACUAUGCACUGCUCAUGGACUUCGUGCCUCUGGACGACAAAAGAUACAGGUACGCCUUUCACAGCUCAGCCUGGCUGGUGGCGGGCAGAGCAGACCCGGCCACGCCCGGCCGGGUGCACUUCCACCCGGACUCGCCGGCCAAAGGGGCACAGUGGAUGCGCCAGAUUGUGUCCUUUGACAAGCUCAAGCUGACCAACAAUCUGCUGGACGACAAUGGCCACAUCAUUCUCAACUCCAUGCACCGCUACCAGCCCCGAUUCCAUGUGGUCUUUGUGGACCCACGCAAGGACAGCGAGCGCUACGCCCAGGAGAACUUCAAGUCCUUCGUCUUCACGGAGACCCAGUUCACGGCCGUGACAGCCUAUCAGAACCACCGGAUCACCCAGCUGAAAAUCGCCAGCAACCCUUUUGCCAAGGGCUUUAGGGAGAGUGACUCAGACUCCUGGCCUGUCCCUCCACGAGCCCUGCUCAGCAUCCCGACCCGGAGUCACAGCGGCCUCGGCCCCUGCCUGCUGAAGGGCUCCACAGAGGAGGGAACAGACUCCCACAAAGCUCCAGUCUCCAACUCCAGGACCUCCGCCCGGCUGCAACAUCAGCUGCUGGCCCCCCCUGAGGCUCUGCUGGCCCCAGCCACCUACCAGCCCCUCGCCUACCAGGGCCUGUACCCUGGAGCCUCAAGCCCCCUCAGAAUCCCAAGGGCCCGACCAACACCAUACCCCCUCCCCAAUGUCCAGAACGACAGAGAUCAGGAGAGCCUGCCCCUCCCAGCUAGGCUGGGGCUCCUGUCCCCCACGGCCAUGUGCAUGGGGACUGUCCAGGACCCUCAGUGA